AUGCGUUCCUCGGCUGUGUUGAUCUUUGCUGCUUUGGUGGCUCACGCUGCUGCUGACUACAACUACACUUUUCCUUCUGGCUUUGACCUGAGCGACGUCAGUGCCACAGAAUUAGAGGCUUGGUGUCAAGGCGAGCGCAAUACCUGCCCCGAGGUCUGCGGAGGAGCUGCUUCGUCCAACACCUGCGACUCGACAACCCUCGAUUUCUCCUGCACUUGUGCAAAUGGCACGACUCCUGACUUGUCCCCAUACGAGAACACCAUACCGUUCUACGUCUGCCAAGAAACCUAUAUUCAAUGCAUUAACAACAACCCGAACGACCUCCAGGCCCAGGACAACUGCAAGGCCAACGCAACUUGCGGCACCAUAAUCUUGGGUGCUUCUUCGACCACUAGCUCUUCCUCCAGCAGCUCGGCUUCCAGCACCUCGUCCUCGACUUUGGUUACCACCACUGCGUCCGUGUCUGCCACUGGAUCCUCUACAGGAUCGGCUACCGGCUCCAGUGCUACUUCGGCCUCCUCAACGGGCGCCGCUGUGGCUCUUCAGAUCGCUCAGGACCACUCCACUGGUUUCUUUGCUGCCGCUUUGCUAGCUGUAUUUGGCAUGUUGCUGUAA
Molecule: messenger RNA, 615 nt
Organism: Talaromyces atroroseus
Lineage: Eukaryota; Fungi; Ascomycota; Eurotiomycetes; Eurotiales; Trichocomaceae
Exons: 3
Coding region: 1-615 (204 amino acids)
Source: RefSeq, a predicted model, not a curated record